GAAUCAGUUGCGGUGUGAAAAGUCGAGUGGCAACAUGUGGAGUUUUUUGUGUCUAGUGUUCGUUAUUUUCAGAGUGGGAUCUGCAGAUUUGGAUAGUCCUUGCGUUCACCAGCUGACCACACCACUAGGUCUAUCAGAAGGACCUCACUGGGACAGUCGAAAAAAUGUAUUAUUCUUUGUUAGUAUUGAAAAAGGAGAAGUCUAUGCCUACCAUUAUAAUUCAAAAAUAUUAAACAAGAUUCGACUUGAUGGCACAGCAUCGCCAGUUGUUCCUUCCCGAAAAGAUCCUAAUCUCCUAAUAGUAGGUGUCAAUAGGUCUGUGGUAGCAGUCGAAUGGGACGGAAAAAAUAAUCUUGGAGGCCAGCAAGUCCUUACUACUCUAAGUCAACAAUUCCCAGAAAGCAGGUUGAAUGAUGGAAAAGCUGACAAACAAGGAAGAUUGUGGUGGGGAACAAUGGCAUCUGAGGGACAAGGCCUCUUCUACACGAUUACCAAGAAAAAUUUGAACAACCCUAAAAUAGCAGUGCAGUCCGUGACAACGAGUAACGGUUUAGCAUGGAACAAAGCAAACAACAAAUUAUACUACAUUGAUACACCUACACUAAAAGUUGUGUCGUUUGACUAUGAUGACAAAAACGGCACAAUUUCUUCUACGAAUAAGACUGUUUUUGAUCUAAGCUCAACUAAUAAUGUUACAGGUUAUCCCGAUGGAAUGACAAUCGAUACGGAGGACAAUCUUUACAUUGCCUUGUACGGAGGCGGUUCAGUAAUUAAAGUUAAUCCGGCAACGGGAAAACUAUUAAAGGUCAUAGCUAUUCCAGCUAGAGACAUAUCAUCUGUAACAUGGGGUGGUCCAAAUCUGGAUAUACUAUUCGUCACUACUUCUGAUAUAAGCUUAUCUCCUUCUGAAAAAAUUCAGUACCCAGCUGCAGGAAGUGUAUUUGCUGUUACUGGUUUAAACGCCAGAGGGUUUGAAGCUUACACUGCAGAUAUUUUGUGACAAAUAACCCAAAAAGAAGAAGUAUGGAAUACACAAAAAGAAUACAUAUCGUAAUCUUUGCCUUAAUUCAAUUUUUAUGUUUUUAAAUUGUGAUUUAUUUAUUGUUACAAAAAAAAUGUACAAAAAAAUGUAUUAAAUAAUAAAUAAAUAUCUUUUAGUAAGGGG
Messenger RNA from Diabrotica balteata, 1165 nucleotides. Lineage: Eukaryota; Metazoa; Arthropoda; Insecta; Coleoptera; Chrysomelidae. The record is from the annotation of a GenBank genome assembly.